GAGUGAGUGAGUGAGUGAGUGGGAGGAGGAGGUAGCGUCGGUCCGGUGGCUGUGUGCAGGGAUUGAAAUGGAGAAGGCGGAUUCAGCGAAGAGUCGCCCUCACUAUCGCCAGGAAUAAGGAUCUCCACCUGGAUAUUUGUAUUUUUCUGAAUGCAUGUGCGAUGAUAUCCGCCUUUUUUUUCGAGCAACACCCAUUUAGACUUACCCGUCUGUCUCUGAGCUGUCAAUCAUUUCACGCCGGGGACUCUACAUGUGAGUGCAUGGCGCGCCCGUCAGGGCGGAUCUGGGGUGAAAAAACGCCGGUUAAUAUGGAUAAAAGAUCAACCAUCAUCUCUUCAGCCCAAUCACUCGUUUAGGGCAUGGCCGUAGAAAGGCGUAUUUGGUGCAUGAGAAAUGCAGCUUAACGGGACUCGUGUGCGCAUCUUGGAUUGGUUUGGCUGUGUGGCUGCGCGACGUUAUUAGGCCCUCUCUUAUCAUUCAUUUAGAGACUGGUCCUCAGGUUCGUAACCGUCACAUCCCCCUUUCUUAACCCUGGUUUAGCGACAGUGUCCCAUAGCGUCGGUCAGACCGCAGAGCAGUGAAGAUGAUGUGCGAAGUGAUGCCGACCAUCAGCGAGGGAGACUCGGCUGGUCCUCCCAGAGGUACCGGCAGCGUCCCGAACGGCUCGGACCAGGAGGCCAACUUCGAGCAGCUGAUGGUCAACAUGCUAGACGAGAGAGACAAGCUGCUGGAGUCCCUCAGGGAGACACAAGAGACCCUCAUCCAGUCUCAAGCUAAGCUCCAGGGGGCGCUACACGAGAGGGACAUGCUCCAGCGGCAGAUCAAUGCCGCGCUGCCUCAGGAGUUUGCCACUCUGACAAAGGAGCUGAACAUAUGCCGGGAGCAGCUGCUGGAGAAAGAAGAGGAAAUAUCGGAGCUGAAAGCUGAAAGGAACAACACCAGGCUGCUGUUGGAGCACCUGGAGUGUCUGGUGUCUCGACAUGAACGCAGCCUCAGGAUGACAGUGGUAAAGAGACAGGCACCGCCGCCAUCUGGAGUCUCCAGCGAGGUGGAGGUCCUGAAAGCUCUGAAGUCGCUGUUUGAACAUCACAAGGCUUUGGAUGAAAAGGUACGAGAGAGACUUCGGGUGGCUCUGGAGAGGGUGGCAACCCUGGAAGGGCAACUAGCAUCCACCACCCAGGAGUUAAACACGGCAAGGCAGAGGAAGGAUGGUGAUUCAGUGGAGCGAACAGAUGGAUCCAAGCCUACAUGGAAGAGACUUCCCAAUGGCUCCAUAGACGCCCACGACGACGGCAGUCGGGUGUCUGAGCUUCAGGACCUGUUGGAUCGAACCAAUAAGGAGCUGGCUCAGAGUCGCGAGCAUGCCGCCACACUAAAUGGCCGCAUGGUGGAGCUUGAGGCGGAGCUAGCCAAUGCACGACGAGAGCUGAGCCGCAGUGAGGAGCUUUCAAUAAAACAACAAAGGGAGCAGAGAGAGAGAGAGGAUUUGGAGGAAAGAAUCACAACAUUAGAGAAACGCUACCUGGCUGCCCAGCGAGAGACAACCCACAUCCACGACCUCAAUGACAAACUGGAGAAUGAACUGGCCACCAAAGAUUCCCUGCACAGACAGAGCGAGGAGAAGGUGCGCCAGCUGCAGGAGAUGCUGGAGAUGGCAGAGCAGCGGUUGGCUCAGACCAUGAGGAAGGCCGAGACUCUGCCAGAGGUUGAAGCUGAACUGGCGCAGAGAGUUGCAGCUCUAACCAAGGCUGAGGAGCGGCAUGGCAAUGUGGAGGAGCGGCUUCGACAGCUGGAGUCCCAACUGGAGGAGAAAAACCAAGAGCUUGCAAGGGCUCGUCAGAGGGAGAAAAUGAACGAGGAGCACAACAAGCGUUUGUCCGACACCGUGGACCGUCUGCUCACGGAGUCCAACGAACGGCUGCAGCUCCAUCUGAAGGAGCGCAUGGCUGCACUGGAGGACAAGAAUGCCCUCAUUCAGGACCUGGAGAACUGCCAGAAACAGCUUGAAGAGUUUCAUCACACCAGGGAACGGCUGAUUGGAGAGAUUGACAAGCUGAGAAACGAGAUUGACCAUCUGAAACGCCGCAGUGGAGCGUUUGGAGACGGAACUCAUCCUCGGUCUCAUUUGGGAAGCUCCAGCGACCUUCGCUUCUCUGUGGUGGAGGGUCAGGACGGCCACUAUAGCACAACUGUUAUCAGGCGAGCGCAAAAGGGCAGACUUUCAGCUCUACGAGAUGAUCCAAACAAGGUGUGUGCCAUGUUUGAGCAGGAUUACUCGUCUCUGCGCGGGAGCGUCAGUCACCUUCUAGGCAGCGACGUCGAGACAGAGUCGGACAUGGACGACGACGUGAGUUCGACGCUUCUCUCACCCAGCGGCCAAUCAGAUGCCCAGACUCUUGCUCUCAUGCUGCAAGAGCAGCUUGAUGCCAUCAAUGAGGAGAUAAGGAUGAUCCAAGUAGAGAGAGAAUCAGCCGAGCUGCGUUCUGAGGAGAUCGAGUCCCGCGUGAACAGCGGCAGCAUGGACGGUCUCAACGUGACCCUUAGACCCCGAGCCCUGCCCACCUCUGCCACUGCCCAGUCCCUGGCGUCAUCCUCCUCCCCGCCCACUAGCGGCCACUCUACACCCAAGCAUCAUGGACGCAACACUAGCCACCAUCUAGGAAUCAUGACUCUGCCAAGCGACUUGAGGAAACACAGAAGAAAAGUAGCGUCUCCUGUGGAAGUGGACAAAGCUACUAUCAAGUGUGAGACAUCACCUCCCUCCUCCCCUCGAAGUUUGCGGCUGGAAACCAACUUCGCUCAGUUCACAGGCAGUCUGGAGGAUGGGCGAGGCAAGCAGAAGAAAGGUAUUAAAUCGUCUAUUGGUCGGUUGUUUGGGAAGAAGGAGAAGGGUCGAAUGGACCAGACUGUUGGCAGGGAUGGACAAUCUUUACCAGCCUUAACAGACUUUGAGAUGAGCAUUGGUGACACUAUGACUCUGGGAAAACUGGGCACGCAAGCUGAGAGGGACCGACGGAUGAAAAAAAAACAUGAGCUUCUGGAAGAUGCAAGGAAAAGAGGUCUUCCAUUCGCACAGUGGGAUGGUCCCACAGUCGUUUCAUGGCUGGAGCUGUGGGUGGGGAUGCCAGCCUGGUAUGUGGCUGCCUGUCGUGCCAACGUGAAGAGUGGAGCCAUCAUGUCCGCCCUGUCCGACACAGAGAUCCAGAGAGAGAUUGGAAUUAGCAACCCUCUGCACAGACUCAAACUGCGUUUGGCCAUCCAGGAAAUGGUCUCCCUCACCAGCCCCUCUGCGCCGCUGACCUCCAGAACGUCCUCCGGAAAUGUGUGGGUGACUCAUGAAGAGAUGGAGAACCUGGCUUCUUCCACCAAAGCGGAGAAUGAGGAGGGCAGCUGGGCACAGACUUUAGCAUAUGGAGACAUGAAUCACGAGUGGAUAGGAAAUGAAUGGCUGCCCAGCCUCGGCCUGCCUCAGUACCGCUCCUACUUCAUGGAGUGUCUGGUUGAUGCACGUAUGCUGGACCAUCUGACCAAAAAGGACCUGAGAAGCCACCUGAAGAUGGUAGACAGCUUUCACAGGGCUAGUCUGCAAUAUGGAAUUAUGUGCUUGAAGAGACUCAAUUAUGACAGGAAAGAGCUGGACCGCCGGAGAGAAGACAGCCAACACGACAUGAAAGAUGUUUUGGUGUGGACCAACGAGCAGGUGAUCCACUGGGUCCAGUCCAUCGGUCUGAGGGAGUACAGCGGCAACCUGCUGGAGAGCGGUGUUCAUGGGGCACUCAUUGCUCUUGAUGAAACCUUCGACUACAGCAGUCUAGCGCUCAUCCUGCAGAUCCCUAUGCAAAACACACAGGCAAGGCAGGUUCUAGAGAGAGAAUUUAACAAUCUUCUAGCCUUGGGAACAGACCGCCGACUGGAGGAGAGUGGGGAUGACAAGUCAUUUAGGCGUUCACCAUCAUGGCGCAAAAGAUUUCGGGCUCGUGAGGGAGGGACGGGUCUAGGGAUGAUGGCAGGCUCCAUGGAGACGUUGCCUGCUGGCUUCCGCAUGCCCCCAAUGUCGAUGCCACCUUCCAUGAAUUUGGCUGCCAAGAAACAACUCCAGCCUGAAGCUCCUCCCCCUGCUCCACCGAGACUUGACCCCUCAGCAGUGCGGACCUAUUCCUGCUAACGACACUCUACUUACUAACAGGAGCACUAGUGCUAACAGUGCAUACUCAUUACCUAUACGGACACAUGCUUGCGGCCUUUUGAGAGUGAUAUGCCAAAACUGGAGAGAGAAAGUUUGGGUGCACCAAGAGGGGGCGGAGUCUUACCCCCUCUCACGCCCAGCCUCACCUCCCACCUUUCAUCUCUCUCCUCCCCUCCGGACUCGUGCAAUACAGGGGGUACCCCUGACCUUUGGUCUCCGAGAGUGCUCGUUGGCUGCUUUCCGCUGCUGCUGUAAAGGAGGCUCGUCCCAGUCUCGCCUUGUUUACCCCAGUGCUCCCAGUAGCCUCAUUGUUGUGGUGUCGUGUUCCUGCUCUCCUUGUCUCAGCUGUGGGGCCUCGUCCUGGUUCCGAUCGUCCUGAAAUGGCCAAGACCAAACAAAUCUUCCUGGUUUAACAUGACAGUGGUGAAAAUGAUUAAAGGAGAUGAUGAGCAAGUCGUUGCUUUGGACUUGAGAGUGAUGAAUACUUGUAUAAAAUGGCAGAUCACUCUGCACAUUACCCUUCUACCGGUUAUGCAAGGUAUUAAUCAUUGAUUAUCAUCUCUGUACAGAAAAAUGGAUGACUUAUGUUUUUUAUAGAAAUAUUAUAUAUAAUAUAUAUAUAUAUUGGAAAUAUAUAUGGAAAGUAAUAUAAUAUUGCUGUUUGAAACCCAAUGCCCUGUACUUGAUAGUGACUGUUCUCUUUCUCUUCCUUUCCCUUUCUCUCUGUGUUGGACCUUUGCGUGUCAUUUGCUGUGCGCUGUGUGUGAAUAAUUGGUGGGAGGGACUCACUAAAGAAAGUGUGUGUUUUUUCAAGGACUCUUCACAGGUUCAUGGGUCCAAUUCUCUCUUCUUCUCUUCUCCUGCUCCCCCGUCUGCCCCCGAACCUUUUGACACGAUGUAGCUGUAAUUUCUCUUCCUCUCUUCGCCUCUGUCGCCUUCUGUAUGAUGCUAUGUAGCCUAGAGAGAGAAAUUUAAUGUGAGGCUUGAAUAAGGAGUGUGUGUGUGAGAUUGAGCGGAUCAGUCUAUCUGCUGGAGACUUGUGGUGGGUUUUGUGUGUGUGUGUGUGUGUGUGUGUGUGUGUGUGUGUGUGUGUGUGUGUGUGUGUGUGUGUGUGUGUGUGUGUGUGUGUGUGUGUGUGUGUGUGCAUGUGCGUCUGUGUAUGUGUAUUUUAGUGUGGACACUGUAGCUCACUUCCGUCAAUUCCAAACUUUGUCUCAUGUCAAACAAUAAAUUGCUGCUCAACAUCAGCCAGUGACCUGCACUGCUCAACACUGCCCUUCCAAAGCAUCCAUAGCCCUUGAAAGUUUUUUUAUUUUGUCGUGUCACAAUCACAAACUUCAGUGUUUUGUUUUACUGGGAUUUUAUGCAAUGUAUGAACACAAACUAUGGCAUAACUGUGAACUGCAAGGAGGAAACAUGGUUUUCGUAAUGUUUCACAAAUUAAAAUCUGAAAGGUGUGGCAUGCAUUUUUAUUCAGCCUUCUGUGCUUUGUAGAACCACCUUUUGCUGCAAUUACAGCAGAAUAAUUUUUUUCCCUCACAAAAUAUCCUAACUCCAGUCAGGUUGAAUGGAAGGUGUCGAAGAGGAAUUUUCAAGUUUAACCACAAAUUCUCAAUUGGAUGUAAGCAUGGCCUUUCGCUGGGCUAUUCUAACACUUGAUUGUGGUUUGAUCCUAACCAUUCUAUUGCAGAUCUCCCUGUAUUCUCUGGGUUUUUACCUGCUCUAAGGCAAACCUUAACCUCAGUCUCAAGUGUCUUGAAGGCUCUAACAGGUUUUCAUCCAGUGUCGCCCUCUAUGCAAGCUUCUACCACCAUGUCUCAUAGUAGGGAUAGUUUGUUCAGUUAUCUCCACACAGUGUUUUGCAAGUAGACAUAAAGUAUCAAUUUUGCCCCCAUCUGACCAUUCCACCUUCUUUCACAGAUUUGCUCUGUACCCUUCACAACUUCUGGCCAACUGCGGGCAGGACUUCUUAGGGCUUUCAUCAACAAUGGCUUUCUUCUUGCCACUCUUCCAUAAAGGCCAGAUUUCUGGAGUGCAUGACUAAUAGUUCUCUGGAACUCUACAGCUCCUCCAGAGUUACCUUGGGACUCAUGGCUGCUUCUCUGAUUAUUUUUUUCUCCUGCAUGGCCUGUCAGUUUAGUUUGAUAGCCAUGCCUUGGUAUGUUUGCAGUUGAGCCAUAGUCUUUCAAAUUUUCUGAUGACAGAUCGAAAAGUGCUCUGUGAGAUGUCCGAAGCUGGAUAUUGUUUGUGACCCAACCUUGCUUGAACCUCUCCACUACUUUAUUCCUGGCCUGUCUGCUGUGUGCUUUAAGAUUAGGUGGCUCCUUAAGGCAAAUAACUACACGGGAUUUUAUUUAGAAAUAACAGAGUAAAGGAAGCUAAAUCAGAAUGCAUGCAGGUUUUUGUUCUAGUACACACUACUAUGAACUAAUCUGAAUAAAAUAUGUUGACAUUUUUAUUUUGUAAUGUGAGAAAAUGUUAAAAGUUUAAGGGGUGUGAAUACCUUUGUAAGGCAGUGUAACUCUGAUCCUGCUCCGCCACCACGUUCAGUUUUUAUGAAGAUAUGUCAGUGGGUGGUCCAUACAUUCGGCUGACCAACUCCUCCUCCAAUGAGAACACAGCAUAUGAAUUUGUGAACUGCUGGAUGGCUGUACAAUUUUUUUAUUAUUAUUAUUUAUUUUACUGAUUUUUUUCAAGAUGUCUAAAAGGUGUAAUGUGCUACGUGGCAGCUAUAAGUACUGUGUCUUUAUUCCAGGUGUGAAACAAUGCUGACAAAUCAAGAUUUUAUUAUUUGGCCAUCUGAAAAAAUGUACUGUAUUUAUGACACUAUAUAGACAUAAGUAAAGCUGUUUUUUAAAGAA
Girardinichthys multiradiatus is the source of this 7047-nucleotide messenger RNA. It is a transcript of the gene ppfia4, whose product is annotated as PTPRF interacting protein alpha 4. Gene Ontology annotation, biological process: synapse organization. NCBI's taxonomy places the organism in Eukaryota, Metazoa, Chordata, Actinopteri, Cyprinodontiformes, Goodeidae. The transcript has 30 exons. The record is from RefSeq and is a predicted model, not a curated record. Gene Ontology annotation, molecular function: protein binding. Gene Ontology annotation, cellular component: presynaptic active zone. Bases 584 to 4165 code for a protein of 1193 amino acids.